AUGAAAGAUGAAGAACAAUUCAUGCAGGAUGAGGUUGAGGAAGGUUUGAAAGAAGACACAGAAGAAGAACCCAAGAUACUACCAGAGGAAGACUCCGAGGAAGAUACCCCCAAAAAAGUCCUUCUGCGCUCACUAUAUCUGACAAUGAAAGUGCCUACCAAUCACAACUUCUAUUUCUUUCGCACUUCCUACUGUUUCAGACGUGGAUGCUUUGGUAAGAAAUAUGCGUUUAAUUCAGUGCGAGAUAAAGUUGGGUUUAUGGACAUUGGCAUAAGCUCUUUUUGUAUGGAGCAAGACGAAUUCAAGGUUUCAAAAACACGGAAUUCUGAUUUUGUGCAUAAAUCCCAAAUUUCUCAAAAUUUGAACCGAGAAUCUUGAUAGUUUGCGCAUUCAGUUGAUCUACUAUUCCAUCCUACUGGUAAUGUUACUUCUGGGCCCAGUUGUUCGAAGGCCGAUUGGCGCUUAACCCGGGGUUAAAUUUAACCCUGGUUUCUUUUUCUUGUGCUCAAAAGCAUUUUCUCGGAGAAUUUUAUCUGUUAUUUUUAGAGCUUCCAAUCGUCAACUUGUAGACAAAAAGAAUUAAAACUGAAAUGCUUUUUAAACUUUCAAAUCUAAAUUCAAAUCUCGCACUAACCCUGGGUUAUCUUAACCCAGCUUUGAACAACUCGGCCCUGAUAACUGCCCUGCUUUAACCCGCGGUUACCCGGCAACUUUAUCAAUGCAAGUGUCUUGUGAAAUUUUUUUGACAGCUUCGAUAUCAUCACUUCCAUGACCAUAGUCUGAGAUCAGAAAAACUGCAGAAAUUCAGAACUGAUUUCAUUCUGAUGAAGAGUCACUACCCGGAUCUUGGUAAUGCUUCUGAUUGGUUGAAGCAAAUCUCGAACCCUCACGUCACGAUCAAUCAAAAGCACAACCCAGAUCUGAGCAGUGACACGUCAUCAGUACUAACGAAAAUCUGCGCUAGGUCCUGUCAGCUGUUUUCUCAGGCUCUCGGCCGUUAAUUAUGUAAUAAAAUGUUUGUAAUAUAAAAGUCUUUCACAUAUAGAGUAAUAUGGGGAAAGGGCUAUUGUAAUUUUUUUCAGUUUUUUUUACCAGUGAGAGCACUCUAUUUCCUAUGGUAGAAUUGAACAUAUACUGAAUUAAUGCAGAUUACACUUUCUUUGCUUUUAGUUCCAGGCCUGGGUAACAGGUUCCUUACAUGGCGAAUCGUGUACCAGUCAGGUUAUGUGGCGAUCAACAACUGGAUCUACUAUUUCUGGAAGUGCACCUUCCCGGGACACAUUUAUAAAUAUCGACCAACUCCAACCAGCAAGCCCUGAACUCCCUGACCAGGGUUUCGCUUUCAGCCGCUUUAGUGGAUAGAAUGUGCGCCAAACGGCUCUCAAUCCUGUAAAUUUUAAAACUCAGUGAAUAGGGUUGACCACAUUAUGCUGGUACAUCUUGUUUUGAGCAUUAUUGUGAAGCAAAAGAAUGAAGCAUUUUGUUGGAAUAAUAGUGUAACACUUGUUUGUUUUGCAAAAAUUUUUGCCAAUAACAUAGGAUUUAUGUAUGAGACACCAGCCCGUGUACCACGACAUUAAGACCACACCUGGUACAAAUAAACACAAACAUGGCUUCCAUCGAUUCCAGUUCUACAACAUUGUUAGCUGACCCUCAGAUGAGUGAGUGGUCUCGACAACAUUCGAAGGAGGAAAAAUGUCAAUUCGGAGCAUAGUAGUGUUGCUAUUUGAGCGGCAUAAUUGUAGUAACAUUUGUUGAGCGUAAAGAACUAGCAUAAUAGUAUGAAACAUUGAGCAUAAUUGUGGACAACCCUAUCAGUGAACCGAUUAAAAAUAAAACAUACAAGCGGCCAUUUUAUAAUGAAUUUAACGUUUCGUAGGUUAAGCGACGUACCUUUCCAAAAAUACAUGCGAUACAGUGUUUGAAAACUGUUUAUUUGUUUAAAAUAGCUAAAAGAAACGAACUGAACAGUAAUUUAAAACACGCACCGUCUGUGUUAAUCUGCUGUCACUGCUUUACUGCUGAAGCUAACAUUUACAAAAUGGCUGGCUGGCUAUGACGUUAUUGAGUUAAGCAAAGUCUCCUCAAUAUGGCCUAAUAAAAUGAGAUUAUUCGAGAAAAUAACAGCGAAACCCAGCUAGUACUUUUAGUACUAAAGAUAAAGUCCUUCUAUUGAAGAAGCAAUGCAAAUAGCAGUGUAAUUUUUUUGCCAUUGAAAAUAAAGAGAAGGUUUUUCUUUCAAAAUUUGUUUUAGAAUUAUUCUUUGUCUCUUAUUUAAUAAGAGAGUAGUUGUUUACAUCAUGAAAGCUCUUGGAUGUAAGAAAUCAAAUUUAUAGAACUGAGUACGCCUCAACUGAUUUGACUUCCUCUAGGCAUCAGAUUGGCAUUUGAGAUACUUCCAAUCGGUUUAAUCCGUAGUAAACACUACGCUUUUCCUCGCCGGGCAAAUUACCGAACUAGAUGUUAUCGUAAGUCUUUUCCAUUAGAAUUUCCAUUGGCUUUUAAUAAGCGAGGGAAACCUGAACCCUCCCGAAAGCAGAGCCAGACACUUAACAUGAACCUCGAGGGAGAGAGGUUAGACGAAAAUAUAUUAGUAGAAGUUGUAGGUAAAUGACAAUUAAACUUUUAUCAACUUAAUAAUCAAAAUAAGGCCCAAAGUAACUAAGUGCACAAGCAUGUUAGGAUGCCUGGUAGAAUGAUUCCCCUCAGUAGAAACCCCACCUCUUUUCUACCAUAUCUUCUUGACAAUUGAUUCAAAGUGUAAACAACAAAGAUCAGUAGUUCGUAUGAUUGCAAAAAGUAUAAGCAGCUUCUUAAAUUUUUUAAGUAAGAGAAAAGACCUCCUAUAUAAACCUUAAGAAAAACCAGCAGAGAGAAUCAAGCAGUAAUAAGGGAGGGUGGGAUGGGAUUUUGUUCCACGAAGAGAAGAAUAUGAAGUGCUAUUUUGCUGAGCUAGGCGCGAAAAUAUAGGCAUCAACUGUACAUGUGAUAGCUGGCAUCUAAUUGGCUGAGCGAAAGAAAUAGUGUGACAGGGGUCGCAUGCCGGAAGUGACCCCUGAAAGGAAGUGAGCUGGUUCCAUUACUGGUAAGGGUGGGUUUAUGGUUAUCACAUUAACUCUAAUUUAUCCUGUUGUAUAAAUUAUCUUCUAAAGAAACCGCUUUUUUAAUGAAUUGCCGCCAUUGUCCAGCAUUCAAACUUUCGUUUAAUCACUGCGCAUUGAAAGACUUUGUCCCUCCGCACUUUGUUGUUCAUCGAUUUCUUUGCAUCAUGAGUCCUCAAGUGAUAGAGACGAACUACUGAAAAGUGUGUAGCCCCUCUUGGAAACCUCUCUAUGUAACUAAAAUCUGAUUCGUUGGGAAGUACUCAAACCCACAAACCCGAGGGCACACAUAACAAAGAAAUUAGAAUUACGCCCAAUAAUGCUGAUUAAACAAAGAUUUUUUACGUUCUUUCAACAAGAAUAAUAUGAGCCCCUGGGCAUUUCCACCAAAUGCAAAUAUGGAUUGACCUUAUGCUGUACGACAUUUUCUGUUAGAAGGCACGCUAUUAUACAGCCCAAUGUACGCCUAUUAUAAGAGCUUUUCAGGUUUUUGAGCUUAAAAUCCAACUGGCACUACGUCAGCUAUACGCGAGUAUGCUGCAAAUUUCGACAAAUGAGUCCUCCCUAAGGGCCUGUUUACAUGGAGUGGGGGACCCCGGUCUAGUGGGGUAAGUUUCAUUUGUUUUCACGCUCUGGGGGACACAAAACAAAAGAAACUUACCCCACUAGACCGGGGUCCCCCACUCCAUGUAAACAGGGUCUAAGUUUGCAAAAAGAAAACAGACAAUUGAAUUUUGCAAUCAUAUUCCUCACGUUAAGUAGUAUUGCUUACUAUGCCCCCAAAUUGUGCACAGACCAUUGUUUUCAAAUGCUCCUGGGAUUACUACAUUUUCCCAAGAGCAUUUGAAGACGCAAAAAGAGUGUAUUAUGGAGAAUUCGAAAAUAGUCAAUACCUGGAAAUUCUUAUCAAUAGAAAUCACCUUGAGUUUCAGGGGUGAAUAUUAUACUACGUUUGUUUUAUUUCCCCAAGCAAGGUGGUAGAGUUAAAAUGCGGAUUGCUUAUAAGUCAAUAGUGCAAAGGAGAACUAAAGAAUUACGGCAAUGCUGCAUGGGUGGUGAGAUUGGCUCUUCUCUUGUAAACAUGAUCAAAGGCCUUUGAGUUAAAAUUAUUGUAAUGCAAAUUUUUUUGUUCGAGCUGACUACAAUUUUGUGCGUCACCUAGAACUGUGAUCAUUUUCCUUAUGUGCUGCUCAAGGUGCUGUUAACGGGAUUUACUUAACACGGUAGGCUUUUCAGUUAAUUUCUUUAUCUCGUUAAGUCUCUUAACUACUUACACCAACAAUUCUCGUUAUAUAACAUUUUUUUUGUUCUUUUAGCAAAGAGUAUUGCUUUUGAGUAUCCAAGUAAGAGACUCUUAACUAUUACGACAAAUUUUCUGUUGAAGGUUAUAACCGAAACUUUACUUGAUUUCAUUGGAAGUUAAGAAAAGAUGAAGUAAAGUGUUUGCUUGCUCCAGGUUGUUACUUUAGUCCUUGGAUUCUGUUGGGUUUUCACGAAAGCAGAAAGCGAGACGGCUACGAACACAGUAAAAGAUGAUAAAACAUUUCCUAUUAAGGACAAGCUUGACAGUGCCACCGUCACAGAACAUUGGUUUUCUGAUGUAAAGGAGGAACUUGACCCAAAUGAAACCGCAGAAGACGAUCCGAAGAAACUCGCCGCAAAGGAAGACCCCAAGGAAGAUAGACGAACCAUUCGACCACGGCCACCCUGGCUACCCCCGGCACCAAUACUUCUCCGUGUCGUGGUUACUAACCUCAGGGUCGCGCGAAACGUUUUUACAGUUAGCUACCGCUUCUGUUUCAGACGUCGCACUGAAGGUAAGCAAAUUCCCUCCGAAAGACACUAGGGACCGCUCAUUAUUUGUCGCCCGGGCGGGGCGGGGGUCGGAGGAUUUUUUUUCGAGGUUAAUUUGAUUAUAAAGAUUAUAGCUAUAGUGAUCUUUGAUAUUCGUAGUCAAAUGAAGAUACAUAAACAUGAAAUACAUUACCUUUUUGCAAAAAGUAUUCCUUUUACAUUUAAUUUUCUGCGAUUUUAUCACCGUAAUUUCGAACUGCCCCUGUGGAGUACAAGUGUUAGCAACCCGAAAGUUACAAACGACCCGGGAAUAGCGACCCUCCAAAAGUAGCAAUAGGAGAAGGCUGCUGAAUCCGAAAGUACUUGAAACGAGAUAUGUUACUUUCAGAACUUUAAGGUUUUGAUUUGCUGUGGUUGUGUUGUCUGAUUGAUCGCAGGCAUUCAACCUUCAGUAAUAUAAUGUCAUUUCCACUGUCCUCGUCGAUGUUGUCAGGGUAACCUCUCAAGUAAAUAGCCUCUUUAACCUUACGAGAGUAGCAAUGAGGGUCUCGGUCAACAAAAUUUUAUCGCCAUUAUUGGCGUGUUCAGAAACGGUUGAGGUUUUUAGUUUAAAUUAUCUUAGCUUCCCCCAUCUGUUCUAAAACGGAAUUUGUUAACACGCCCUUCCCGCUCAAUUUAUCCCUAGUCGUAAAGAAUGGGUUGUCAAAUGCCGGUACUGAAAUAUAAUAUUGGAAAACUUACUAGAUAACUACAAUGGAUGUCGGCGUAUGGCAAUGGGACAAAGAACAGUACAUUGUAAUUGAAAACAAUGGUUCCCAGUAUAUAAUAAUAUACCCUAAAGAACACAGCCAAUAACAAAGCAAAUCUAGAAUCAACUAGUUGCAUCUUGCGGUAUGCAAAGCGGUGUUCAUGAAAAAAAAGUCAUCUCUUCAUUCGUCUCCAUAUUUUCCCGCCGAAACCAUAGCACUAAUGGCGACAAGCAAAACUUCUCGAUCCUUCUCAUUCGUACAAAAUGUAUCGGGAUGGACUUUAUAAACAAGAAUAAAGAACCAGAAGUUUUUUAAUUUCAUUUGGAUCUCUUAGAGGACAUGUGGGAAAUAUAAUACGAAAUCAAACAGUUAGCCAAAAUGUUAAUUAAGAAGUUAGUAAGGAGGUUUCAAAACUCAGGGUGGAGAAGCAGAUCAUUUAUUUUGUAGGUUACAAUUUUAAAGCUAAGCCAGACGGUCGGUUACUCUCUUGAAACUUUCUUAUCUUCUAACUCUGAAUCGCUAAAGCGGCGUUGAAUCUACUUAAAAUGAAAACAGAAACCAUUGAUCGAAACAUUUAAGAAGCCUUACUAAAAUCCCGCAAAAUACAUUCGACAGCUCGGCGUUUGCCAUUUUUCCGUGGGAGCCAUUAAAGCAGAAAGAAGUGAAUUCUUUGGAUUUUUUUUUUUUAUUGACGAGCUGUCGAUCAUUUGAAUAUUCUUUGUUAUAGAUUAGAUUUAGCAUUAAAAAUGACUUUCUUUGAGAUUAACUGCAACACGAUACAAACCGCACUUACGCAAAACCUCAAACUCCUCAAAAUGGCCAAAUGUCUUUUUGUUUGUUUUCAGUCCCAGGUCUACGUCAACAGUUUCUUGGAUGGAAACUUCCAUAUCAGUCAGGAUAUGUGGUGAUCAAGAAUUGGAUUUAUUAUUUCUAUAGGUGCAAACCAAAAUCGCAACCAGCGACCGCGACGGCCAAAACAACUGCUCCACCAAACACCUUCUCUACUUAGUUCCCGAGGACUCACUGUUAACUCGUCCUCAAGUUUGGACGUCUCUUUAUGAUCUACAAACAAACCUUUAGCUAAAAAUUGCUUUUAGUAAACACUGGCUCUUAAAACAAACUUCAACAGGAAUGCCUUUCUGCCCUAAACGGGGUAUAAUUUACUGUGUGUCUGUCCUAAACAGGGUAUAUAAAUUCGUGUGAUACUGUCAACAGGGUAUUGCCUGCACGAUUAAUUUGAUUUACUGGAUGAAUUUUGUUUGAACUCCAAGUAUAGUGACGUGAAUUUGCUCUGACGUGCAUUUUGUCCUUGUCCCAAACGGCGUAAUUAAAAAUCUAGGAUUUUGUCUUAAACAGGGUGUGUAUGUUAGGAAUUUUUCGUCCUAAACAGAGUCAGGGUUUCAAACUGUCAGUGGCUCACCUAUGCCCUAAAAUUGGUCGAGUACCACCCCGUGGGCAUGAGUUUAAGCAUACCAGAAUUUAAGAUAUUCAAACGAUGGGAGGCUUAAAGACAUUUGCAAUGUACAUUACAUAAUAUGGACCAAAUGUCACACAGCCGGCUUGACUAGGGUUCUCGCGCCAUUUUUUAAACCAAUAAGAUGACAGCCAAAACAACUCAUGACUAGCUUUGUGGUCAAGCAUUUGACUUUUGAGGGGGGUAUGGGUGACUUCAGAAAAGAAUAUCCUGGAGACCAGGAGCCUAUCAAAUUUGAUGGGCUCCUGUGGAGACUGAUUUCGAGGGAAAAAAUCUCUUACCUUGCUCACAAAAAAAUUCCUACUCUGAAAAAUAAUUUCUUUCAUGACGUAUAAUGCUGGAAAAAAAAUCUUACACCCUUGUAUUUCCGGAAAAAAUUCUUUCAUCAGAGGUUUUGGGACUCAUAACCCCUCCCCCCUACUCCCCCUUAAAAGUCAAAUGGUUGGCUCCUUAACUGAUUAUUCCGCGCUAUAAGUCAGCUACAUGUAUUUUCCGAUCUGAUUGGUUCAUUCGGUUUAAAAGACGUUCUUUUAUUGCUCAGAUGUUGCACUUACGUUGGUUUUGGAUUGACAGUCCUGACUCAAUUGAAAACCCCUAGUCAGUGGGCUGUAACUUGGUCAAAAAACGGUUGACGCUACUGAAGACAUACUAUUUAGUGCGCAAUUUGGAAACACAAGAGUCACUUCUCCACCUAGCAGGUAAUACAUUUCCACCGAUAUCACAGAAGACAUUAGACAACACAAAUUUUCAACCAGCUAGAACGUCGUCUCUGUGGUUCCAAAAUGUUUCCAAAUACCAUUAAAUGAAUUAUGUAGACAUGAUAUAAACAGGAGUGUAGGCUUGUAGAGCUCUUCAAGCAAUCGAAGCGAAUUUUAAAAUGGCCUUAAAGAAUUGCAAAGAAUUUAUAGGAAGCCUAUUUUGCCACACCAUCCGUUUCUACUCCAUUAAAAUUACUUUACUAAAGUAAUUUUAAUGGAAGAAAAUGUUAGGUUUAUACUCGGCCGAGCGGCUGAUAGCAACAAAACAGUACGCGGAUGUACCUUUCGUGACAUUUUCGUGACAUUUUCGUGACAAUUUUGUUUUAAAACCAAGCCUGGUAGGCUAAUCGAGGAUUUUUGAAUGCCUGGAACCUAGGUUAUAUCCCGUGAAGCAUCUCUGGAGUUUUAGCAACAAAUAAAAUGGCGAUUCGGUGAGGUUUGGAGUUGUGAAGCUUUGUCCGACCGAAAUGAGUCAUUCGCAACUAUGGCGUCCAUUACUGGACUACAGAUGGAAAACUGAGGGAAAUAACGCGCCUUUUGGAAGUAUUUUCCAGUGCAAAAAUCGUCCUUUUAACGACUGUUUUGGAAACAUCUUCCAUCGCAGAAGUAAUAUUGAGUCGUGCAAAUUUACUUCAGUGAAGGGUUUAUCCUCUAAUCGACGAGUAUUUCGCAUGACUUCGGCAAGAUUUUAAGACAAUGUAUGGAGAAAUGGAGCGUACAACGAGAGAUAAAAGUGGCCACUUCGGGAAGUAAGUAAACCUACUUCUAAUUAGCUAUUUUUAACCCAGAUGCGAAGGUUACACAGCACUUAACAUGUUUCGAGUCGUGCACCGAACACCCGUGAGCUCAUAAUCGAUAUAUUUGAAAAAGUUUCCUUAUCUCCAUACAUUUUCUUAUGCGAAUUCGCAGCCAUUGUGGCCUUAGUGCGCACGCGCAACCGCCAUCUUGUCCCUAAUUUCUGGCAAUGGCUGGAUUUGAAGUAACCUGCGAUCAGUUGGUCCUUCUUUCCUUGCAGGUUAGCUGGAAAGUGGGUAUAUUUUGUAAAUUAGUUCGGUGAAAUUAUGCUCAUGCUAUUUUGAGGACUGAUAAACAUUUUCUGGCAUUAAAACUCUCCUAGCUGAAUCGUCUACUUUCGAAUAAAUAACGAAAUCCUAAACGAGUUUCCGCGCGCCAAACUAAGAACCACAAAAGUCAAAAUAUUAUAGCCGCAAGCUACAUUUUCUUUGUUUGAGACUCAAUUUAUAGCGGAGCCCCAUACUCAUAGAAAAUGGUCAACCUCUUUUCGUUUGGUUGUCACGUGAUUGACCGAGCGUACGUACGUACGCGUCUACAGAUUGUAAGGGUGGGGUAGGGGAGACUAUCAAAAGGGAGGGAGUGGUGUCUCAGGCGUGUCUUGGCAGGUCCACGUCUCGUAUAUUGGACAGUCACAAAAUGGUCAAUUGACAGCUCUCAAAACAGGAUAGCCACUUACCAGUGGCGCCGGGCCUCCUAGGCUUUAAGCUUGAAGACUCAUGAUUAGGGAAACUUUAAUACUAAAUUGUGUGCGUGAAUGAAAAUUGUUGUCUCUGUAUAUGUUUCGCCGAAUUAUCUUUCAUUUAGUGAUUGUUAGUGGUCUCUCUUGUAAUUUUAAUCACUGAGCCGUUUGUUUUCAGUCGUUCAGUGAAAAUCGCUUGCAGGAGGUACUCAAAAUGUUGCGCGUAUCAAACGCUUUUAAAGAUUACACAUCGAUAAGACAAUUAAAUAAAAAUUCUUUAUUAUGUUGAAGCGUAACUCUGUUAAUGUUCAUUCAAACACAAAUACAGCUCGCUCUGCAAAAGUGAGAACUGGCUGGCCAUAUACACUAGGUGAUUUUGGAAAUUUUUUUAACUGUUUAGCUAAAAGCCCACGCGUGCUUCGAUCGAUCGUCCUGAAUAUUAAAUGGGUGCACUUUGCAUUGCAAAAUUGUGAAAUACUGCAUUCUGUCCGAGAUCUGAAUGAUAGAAACAGUGCCUCAUAGUACUGUUUUACCUCAGAUGUGAUGUUUAAAUUGUAUAAAAGGUUGGUUUACACGCACCCAGAUUUGUUGGCAAGAUUUUGUAAAGUAAACUUGUCGAACGCAAAAAAUUCGGCCUGAUUUUUUUUCCAGGCCUAAUUAAUCGACGGUGAUCAAGAGCCAUUAUGCCUCUUAAAUGUGAUCGAAGAUGAUUGCUGUUUUGGGGUGUACAUAUGAGGCUAUCUUGGGCUGUUUGCAAAUUAUUUUCCUCUAAAAUCACUCAGCCUUUCCGUCAAAAGUCACAUGAAUGUGCCCUAAAGUUAACUGAAUUGUGGAAUACAAGUUUAUUGUUUGAUUUAAAUUAUAAAUUUAUUAAUGGGAGCCUCGCUUUUAGCCCUGGCUAAAUCUAUAUAUUAGAUUGAUUGCUUGAUUAAGCCGAAAACCGACUGAUUAAACCGAUAACCAAACCAAACACAAGGUACUUAUGUUUUACUCCAAGAAUUAAGGCUUUAAAAGGUAGAAUAAUUCUCAUAUCCUCUGUAGAACUAUGAUUUUUAAAAAAUUAUUUUGUCUAAUUUUUCUUUCUUUUUAGUACCAGGCCUGCGUCAAGGGUUCCUUUCAUGGCGAGUUGUGUACCAAUCGGGAUACAUGGUGAUCAACAAUUGGCUUUACUUUUUCUGGAACUGCAGUCCAAGA
Porites lobata is the source of this 10544-nucleotide messenger RNA. The record is from the annotation of a GenBank genome assembly. Lineage: Eukaryota; Metazoa; Cnidaria; Anthozoa; Scleractinia; Poritidae.